This is a messenger RNA of Perkinsus marinus ATCC 50983, 633 nucleotides long. RefSeq lists its product as hypothetical. The transcript has a single exon. Bases 1 to 633 code for a protein of 210 amino acids. The record is from RefSeq and is a predicted model, not a curated record. NCBI's taxonomy places the organism in Eukaryota, Perkinsozoa, Perkinsida, Perkinsidae.
AUGGACAUGGAGUCCUAUAUAUUCAGCAGAGCGGUCCAGUACAUCCUCGAUACCAUCCGUGGAAGACUUCCUAAAGGAGUGGUAGUGAGACAUUAUCAAGAUGACUUACUUGUAUGUGGUGCCAGUGCUGAUGCUGUGAACCUGGCUCUCGCGGAGUUGAGCUCUAUAUUUACAUCAUACGGUUUCCAUGUCAAUGACAAAAAGACCGUGUUUGCUACUGAUACCAUCGUGUUCUGUGGAUUCCUUCUGAGUAAGGGCUACUAUAAGCCUUGCCCGACGAGGAAAGACCUGUCGAAAGAAGCCGCCGAGGCAGCAUGGCUCGAGUUCUGUGGGUUCAUUAAGAACCGCGCGGAGAGGCAAGCAGCUUGGUUGCGCUCGUGGACAUGCAGAUUCCAGUUCCUGAGAGGCUGGCUUACCCCUCAGUUGAUGGAAGACCUCAAUAAGAUGUGCAGCUACAUCAAGAGCACGCAGAAUGGUAUCGUGGUAUCUGACACAGAUGAGCGGUUGCACGAAGCCUUCGAGCGUUUGUGCGAGCACAUCAUCGCUGGGCGGCUACCAGUUCUACGGUUUGGCAUCCCCGGUCCGCGGUCUCUCGGUACUAUUGUUUGUACAGACGGCAAUAAAGAUUCCUGA